Molecule: messenger RNA, 714 nt
Organism: Aspergillus niger
Lineage: Eukaryota; Fungi; Ascomycota; Eurotiomycetes; Eurotiales; Aspergillaceae
Exons: 3
Coding region: 1-714 (237 amino acids)
Source: RefSeq, a predicted model, not a curated record
AUGCGCAUCCUCCCCCUCCUAAUCACCUACCUCUUCCUCCCCAUAAUCACCGCCAAAUUCAGCCCCAUCUGCAUCCGUGUCCUCGGCGCACUGACCGGCCGCCCCAAUGAUCUCUUUACCAAAUUCCAGCGCGAAAUCUGCGACCAAGGGUGCCAACCCACCGUACCACACUGGGACCUCUGGACGCGCAACAAUACCUUCCUCCCGGCGGUGCGCAGCCUCAUGAAACACGUCGAUAAUCCGCGCCAGGAAGAGGCGAUGGUGCGGCUAGGCGACGAUGUAGCGGACGUAAUCAAGCGACAAUGCGGGCCAUUGUUGCAAGGGCGGGAUAUCUGCUCGGAUGAUGAGACGUUGGCGGCGUUUGGGACAUGUUUCAAGAAAGGGUUUGUGCGGGCGGCAUUAACUAAUUUGCCGACGUUGCUGCCGCUGGCGUCGGAGGAGGUGUGUCGCGAGCAGUAUGAGUGGUUGCAGAAGGAUGAGUUGUGGGAGGUGAUUAUUCCGGGGAAAAUGCGGGAGUAUGCGGGUGUUUGUCGGGGGUUGGGAGGGGAAUUGGGUGCGAUGUUGGUGGAGGAGUUGUUGAGUGGCAUUGUCUGGCAUCCGACUAAUUUCCAAUUUUCUCGUUACACCUCCGAAAGUGGCUUUUGGAUUAAUGAUCCAGCUUCAAAGACAUUGUAUGAGAAGAAACAGAAGGAGAAAAGAAAAAUAAGAAAAUGA